AUGUCUUCGCAAGUGACAAGCCAAGUGAAUACGACAAGCGAUGCGGUUGUCGAUCGCGAAAAGAUCUGCCCACUUUUGCUGCGAAUCUUCUGCUCGAACGGUCGCCACAAUGCAGUCAGCGAGUAUGGACGAGGAAGUGUGCCGGCAAACGAGCUUCAAAUCUACACAUGGUUGGAUUGCACAUUGAGGGAGCUCACCUCGCUCAUCAAAGAAGUCAAUCCAGAAGCACGAAAAAGGGGAACGACUUUUGACUUCUCGAUUGUGGCACCGGAUCGCUUUCAGGCUCGCUACUCAAUGCGUGAUAUCGGGAACACGAUGAAUGGAACGCGCGGAGUAAUGCUCGGGCGUUUGGGUGGUUGUGGCCAUCUUGGACCGUUGAGAAGCCGUGUUGUUGGUACAAAUCGAGGAUUGGCUGGUGGGGGACAUGGACAUGGAAAUGAGGGAGAUGCAAAGGUUCAGCGCCAGGCAUACGACUAUCGACCUGGUCAGGACACUUACGCCUACGAGAAUCCCUGGCCCAAGCUGAAUGGUGGACGAUUCGAUUGGCUCUUCGGUGAUGGAUGGCGGCGACCGCUUGCUAAAGAUCAAGGAGCAAAGAUGCGUCGUGAAUGGAUUUGGUUUAGUCAGGUUGCUCAUGAUGAACAUGCCGAUUGGAAACGAUUUCACUCAGUUUUCUUUACAUCAAUGACGUUGUUGACGAUUUGGGUGACGUCUUAUAUCAUCUGGUUCCGCCCCGACUGGCCACAAGCAAAAGAGUGGGCUCUACGAGAAGCACAUCUAGAAAUUGAACGUAGAAGGAAAGCUGGCCUCCCAUUGAUUUCACCUGAUCUACUUCCACGUGACAGAGUGACCGCCCAACUUCCGGCUGAAGAGGAACUCCGAGAUUUCGACGUUCUUAUU
Messenger RNA from Mesorhabditis belari, 900 nucleotides. The record is from the annotation of a GenBank genome assembly. Lineage: Eukaryota; Metazoa; Nematoda; Chromadorea; Rhabditida; Rhabditidae.